AUGACUCCAAAUACAUUCCCGCAGUUUGCAAAGCUCCCCACUGAGCUCCGCAGCAUGAUCUGGGAAUUUGCGCUCCCCGACAAGCCAAUCGGGCCCUUCUUGUACCCCUACAAGCCAGGAUACUGGAGCCCUCGACGACUGUCAGCAAUCGGAGACCGGGACGAUUACUCUGAUUUAGCGCAUAGAUUGGUCGACCCCGUCCAAUUCUCGAUGCCACUUCUGCUCGUCAAUCGUCAAGCCCGCGCCAUCGCAGAAUCCUGGAUGGACGAAAACAGCGUGCAGAUCCGCUACUACAAGGACACCGAAUCGCUUGUCUCUGUCUGUGCCUUUCAUCCCCAGCACGACGCGCUCUAUGUUUCCUCCGAAAAUUGGGAGCCUUUUCUAAGCGAGAUGAGAAGCCUCUAUGACAAGGGUUAUCAGUUGCCGCGCCUGGCAGAUAUCCUCUUGGGCGUGCAACGCCUGGCGGUUCCUCUCAGCGUUCUUCAGGCUCACGAAGACACGUUUCCUUACGUUGUCAACAUUUGCCCGUUCAUUAGGAAGAUUUUUGUGGUCGCGAAUUUGCGACCGGAUUUGCUGUUCGCUGGCGGCGACGACAGCAACCUGCAUGCGCGUUGGGAGCUAAGAAAGACAGAGGUUGCUAGGCUCUGGGGUCCUGGACUCGACAGAUCUUGGUGCGGGUUUACUCGUGGUUACGGACCGGGGGGUUACGUCGCCGACUUGAUUGACAGAGGAGCGGACGGUCUACAAGAGAUGUUUGAGGACUGGGACCCGGAACGGCGUGAGGGAAAACGCUAUGUGUUGCGGGCUGUCUAUGCAGUCAGAAAUGAGCAUCAAUAA
Molecule: messenger RNA, 837 nt
Organism: Aspergillus japonicus CBS 114.51
Lineage: Eukaryota; Fungi; Ascomycota; Eurotiomycetes; Eurotiales; Aspergillaceae
Product: 2EXR domain-containing protein
Exons: 1
Coding region: 1-837 (278 amino acids)
Source: RefSeq, a predicted model, not a curated record